Molecule: messenger RNA, 2466 nt
Organism: Trichoplax adhaerens
Lineage: Eukaryota; Metazoa; Placozoa; Uniplacotomia; Trichoplacea; Trichoplacidae
Exons: 27
Coding region: 1-2466 (821 amino acids)
Molecular function (GO): hydrolase activity; metal ion binding; nucleic acid binding
Source: RefSeq, a predicted model, not a curated record
AUGUUUAGUGAAAAGGCGCAAUUUGAAGAAGAAAGUAAGAAGCAACCGGAUGGUAAAAUAAAAAGAUCCUAUUUGAUUGCCGGGAUAAUUCUGAUCAUUGUAGCCUUUGCAAUUGGUCUCCUUAUCGGUAUAUUUACGCAAAGAGCAGCCAAUAGUCAUUCAGACGGACAGGAUUCUACUAUAACCCGCACAACUAGUGCAACAACUAAAGCUCCUAAUACUGUACCUCCAGUGACUCGGCGACCAACGCGUUCACCGGUCAUUACUUCUCGACCAACAACUUCAAAGCCGACUAAACCACCUAUUCCAGGCGUUUGCAAAGGAAAAGUCAAACCGCUGUUGCUAGUUUCUCUCGAUGGCUUUCGUUGGAACUACUUUCAUCGCGGAUAUUCCCCUAAUAUAUCCAAAUUUGCUGCGGAGGGUGUUCGAGCCGAAUAUAUGCAAUCUAGUUUUCCUACCAAGACAUUUCCCAAUCAUUAUACUAUAGUAACGGGUCUGUAUCCCGCCUACCAUGGCAUUAUUGGAAAUAGCUUUUAUGAUCCUGUCUUUAAGGAUCAAUUUUAUAUUGGAGCGAAGAAUUCGAGUCAGUCGAGAUGGUGGGGUGGAGAACCGAUUUGGGUGACAGCAAGAAAACACAAUUUGAAAUCAGCUAGCUACUUUUGGGUCGGUUCUGAGUCCAAGAUUGCAGGCUAUCAACCAAAUUAUUGGUAUACCUACUCUGGAAGAGUGCCUUUCAUGGAUCGCGUGGAUCAAUUUUUUAAAUGGAUGGAAAUGCCUGAUGAUGAACGUCCUAGCAUGGUAACCAUGUAUUUUGAUCAACCAGAUACUGCAGGACAUCGAUAUGGCCCAGAUUCAGCUGAGGUAAAUGAGCAAAUUAAAAUCGUUGACGAUGUAAUGGGAGCUAUUUUCUACGGCUUAAAGAAGCGAGGAAUGCAAGAUUGCGUAAAUAUUAUCAUAACCGCAGAUCAUGGUAUGAGAAAAACAUGCUGUAACCGAAUUCUUUAUUUCAACAAGUAUAUCAAUACAACUGAAGUCUAUGUACGCAAUUCUGGACCCUUUGGCGGUAUUCAAACUAAAGAAGGCAAUGUUGAUGAAGUUGUAGAAAACUUGCGGUGUAAAAAUAAACACUGGAAAGUAUUUAAGAAAGAAGACUUGCCAAUCCGUAUGCACUAUUAUGAUAACAGACGUAUUCCCGAAAUUAUAGUUCUACCAGAUGAAGAUUGGAUCGUUAGACAAUCGUACAGUCCUCGUUACACAUUCUGUCACGGCGCUAAUCAUGGUUGGAAUAAUCUGGAUCCAGAUAUGAGAACAAUUUUUAUAGCAGGCGGGCCAGCAUUUAAGAGUGGAGUUAUCAUUAAACCCUUUUUAAAUAUCGAAAUUUAUAACUUGAUGGCAACUGUUUUAAAUAUUCCACCUGCUAAAAAUAACGGAACACUUGGAAGGUUACAUCAUAUUCUCAAGAAUCCUCCUCCAAUUUCAAAAAUCAGUACUGGUCAACCCGGUAAGGUAUGCAGAGUACCUCAAGAUUCUGCUAUCUUAGCAGCUAGACAGAAUUGCUCUGAAUGCAUUUGUUCUUCUUGCCAUCCUUCUCUUAGAGCCAAUUUAACUCGUAGUAACGAGGCUUUAAAGAUGACUGCUGAGCAAGAAAAACAUUCAGAACAGCAUAACCUCCCGUGGGGUGUACCUAAAUAUGAAAAUGCUAUGGAUACGUGUACACUUUAUCAUAAGCAAUACAUAUCUGGAUAUAGUAAUAUCUACCAUAUACCUUUAUUCGCUGGUUAUUUCCUGUCUGAUAAGGAAUCGACUGCCUCUCCUAAUAAAGACACGUGCUAUCAUCGUGACAUACGAUUAGAUAUUGCAACACAGACUUCUAAUUGCUCAAAUUAUGUAAACUCCAGCUAUGAAAAGGGACAUCUCAUGCCUAAAAGCGAUGUAAGCUUCGAUGUGGUAACUCAAUCCAAUUCAAAUAUGUUAUCUAAUAUCGUACCGCUCCAUGCUGCAUUUAAGACAGGACCAUGGAACUACUUGGAGAUGUUAAUUAAUAAAUGGUCUAAAAAGUACGGAGGGAUUUUUGUUAUAUCAGGAGCAAUGAUAAAAGCCGAUCAUGAAACGGUCAUGAGCGAUCCUUCAUAUUGGCUAAACGGCGAAAUAGGCUCUGUAGCUAUUCCGACGCAUCUUUAUAAAAUAGUUGUAAAAUGUCAAGACUCGGAUCAAGUCGCAUGUAAUGGAUCAGCAAGCAAUCACAAACCAUGUGGUGGUAAAUUGGAAGCAUUAUCAUUUAUACUGCCACAUAGUAAAUCAGCCUCACCUCAAUGUCACUCUGCCGUAUCACAAAUCUUUGAACAUGUUUCCAGCAUUGCUGAUAUAGAAAAAUUGACUGGUAUCGAUUUCUUCCCUGAACUUCCAGCAGAGUUGCAAGUUCAAUUGGAAGCCCAAAUACCCACAGAGUUAUGGUCGAUCUUUUAG